Rhinichthys klamathensis goyatoka is the source of this 718-nucleotide messenger RNA. RefSeq names its product cocaine- and amphetamine-regulated transcript 2 (gene cart2). NCBI's taxonomy places the organism in Eukaryota, Metazoa, Chordata, Actinopteri, Cypriniformes, Leuciscidae. The record is from RefSeq and is a predicted model, not a curated record. Gene Ontology annotation, biological process: adult feeding behavior; cellular response to starvation; negative regulation of appetite. The coding region runs from base 31 to 477 and encodes 148 amino acids. The transcript is spliced from 3 exons. Gene Ontology annotation, molecular function: neuropeptide hormone activity.
GAGCACAUAAAAGGGUGCAAGGCUGUCGAGAUGGUUUAUUUGCGCCAAAACUUUCAACAGAGACGUAUAACGACGUUGCUCGCUCAAGUGCCAAAGCUCUCUCCAUUCAGGACCAUGGAGAGCUCCAGUCUGAGGACGCGCAUGGCUGUGUGCGCGCUGCUGCUCUGCUUGUUGACCGGAGCCAGAGCGAACGAAUCUGAGCCGGAGAUAGAGGUGGAACUGGACACGAGAGCCAUCAGAGACUUUUACCCCAAAGACCCAAACCUGACAAGUGAAAAACAGCUUCUCGGGGCUCUGCAAGAAGUUCUGGAAAAGCUGCAGACGAAACGAAUUCCACCUUGGGAGAAGAAAUUUGGUCAAGUUCCCAUGUGUGAUUUGGGGGAGCAGUGCGCGAUCAGAAAAGGCUCGCGAAUCGGGAAGAUGUGCGAUUGUCCGCGCGGAGCUCUCUGCAACUUUUUCUUGUUAAAGUGUUUGUGAUGAAAAACACACAUUCCGGAAUGGAUUGUAAUGAGAUUGAGGGAAUCCAUAUGCAUUAUAUAUCAUAAAUAACUACAAUUUUAUUUAUAUUAAUAUUUUUUUAAGUGAAGAGACUGAAGACACUGACGCAAAGUUGUAAAGAAGUUGUUCUUCAUAUAUUUGUGAUGUAAACAUGUAAUACUGUCAUAUUUAAUGUUAAUCUGCUGUUUUGUGCAUUAAAGUGCAAACUUGUUUUGUAAAA